Molecule: messenger RNA, 1399 nt
Organism: Chinchilla lanigera (long-tailed chinchilla)
Lineage: Eukaryota; Metazoa; Chordata; Mammalia; Rodentia; Chinchillidae
Gene: Mis18a
Product: MIS18 kinetochore protein A
Exons: 5
Coding region: 36-743 (235 amino acids)
Biological process (GO): chromosome segregation; CENP-A containing chromatin assembly
Cellular component (GO): chromosome, centromeric region; nucleus; chromatin
Source: RefSeq, a predicted model, not a curated record
CCAUGGCGCUCCGGGGCGCGGGAGAUUUGUAGACUAUGGCGGGAGCUUGGUCUGCGUACUGCGGUAGAGAAUGCUCCUCUGCUUCUUGUGCGUGUAACCACAAAGACAAAAGGAGCGACUCCUCGCUGUUGGGCCGGCGGCUCUUGGAAGACUCGAGCCGCCACCAGCUGCUGCAGAAGUGGACGAGCAUGUGGAGCUCGGCGAGCGGGGACGCGUCGGUGGCCGGGGCGGCGAAGGCGCGGAGCGAGGCGGAGGCGGCGGAGGCGGAGGCGGACAGCCCGCUGGUGUUCCUGUGCUCCGGCUGCCGGCGGCCGCUGGGCGACUCGCUGAGCUGGGUGGCCGGCCAGGAGGACACCAACUGCAUCCUACUGCGCUGUAUAUCCUCUAACGUUUCUGUAGAUAAAGAGCAGAAGCUAUCCAAAUGGAAAAAUGAAAAUGGUUGCGUUCUUGAGACUUUGUACUGUACCGGCUGCUCGCUCCUCCUCGGCUAUGUGUACAGAUGCACUCCCAAGCACUUGGAUUACAAGAGGAACUUGUUUUGCCUCAGCGUGGAAGCCAUUGAAAGUUAUACUUUGGGGUCCUCUGAAAAGCAAAUUGUGUCAGAAGACAAAGAGCUUUUGAAUCUUGAAAGCAGAGUUGAAAUGGAAAAGUCUCUAAAACAGAUGGAAGAGGUCUUGAAAGCGUUACAGACCAAGCUGUGGGAAGUGGAAUCAAAAUUGUCUUUUACCAGUUGCAACAGCUGAGCUCAGUUCCGUGUCCACCCCUCAUAUUCUUAGAGGAGGAGAUCUGUAGAGCUACUUCUGUAGCUCGGCUGCAGGGCUCCCGUGUUAGAAGUUUAAAGCUAUUUUCUGAUACUUGCUGGAAUUGGAGUUUAGGAGUUUUCAUUUUGAUAAGGAACUGAGAUUUUGUGUAUUAUUUUCUAUGUCGAAAUCAUUAUUCUUGACUUACUAUAUUCUUAGAAUUUGAUUUUACCGUUAAUACUUGGAAUAACAUUUAAUAAUGCAUGGUAAGAACUUAAUUUUUUCCCCCUACUGUGUAGUUGGGUCUUUGAAAACUAAUGUUUAAAGCUUUUUGGGGAAACUGGUCAGUUGAAUUAUUUGUUAAAAUUACUUGAAAACUUGUCUGAGAAUAGAAUAGCGUGUAUAUAUAUAUAUAUAUAUAUAUAUAUAUAUAUUAGGAUUCUACUUCAUGCUCUGUAUGCUAUUAUGUGCCUAAAAAAUCUGGAAGAAUACUUACACAGAGAGUCAGUCAUUUCUGAGGUUAGAAUUCUAGGGCAAUUUUUAGUUUUUUCACUUUCCAUAAUGCAAGACUUUUAUAGUUAGCAUGUUUGGUUUUGUUUUUUUGAGACAGGGUCUUGCUGUGUAGUUCAAACUGCCCUUGCACUGACUGUGUAGCCCAG